Messenger RNA from Durusdinium trenchii, 750 nucleotides. NCBI's taxonomy places the organism in Eukaryota, Dinophyceae, Suessiales, Symbiodiniaceae. The record is from the annotation of a GenBank genome assembly.
UGUAAUCCCUGGCGCGCUCCCCCUUUCUUCAGCCGGGGUCGGCGGAUUGUACAUACAGCCAACUUACAUCCCCUACUACAAGAAUAUUUGUUGAAACAAGAACUCUCACUAGUUGGCAUCUUGCCUUCUCCCGCUUUGCUUUCCCAUCAGUUGCGCGCACCGAACAUCGACCUGGCACACGCGGAGAAGGAGAACGGCAACACCGCUUUGCGUGGCCAUGAACUUGGAUUGGCGGUGGCUUGCUACACAACAGGUUUGGCGCUGCUGCCUCCUGAGGCUGUGGCCGCAGUGCCUGAUGGAGUCGCGCCAGAGGAUGAACAUGCGCUUUUGCGGUCAGUGCUUUUUUCCAAUCGAGCUUCGGUUUUUUGCCGAUUAAAAACUUGGCGAAGUGCCCGUGCAGACGCGCAGGCUGCUGUUGAGAAGAAGGGCGAUUUUGUCAAAGCUAGAAACCGGCUUGGUACAGCUCUGCUGGCGUGCGGCCAGGUGGAGCAGGCUUACGUGCACUUUGCACAUGCCCUGAAACUCGAGUCUAACAAUACCGCUGCAUUGAAGGGCCGACAGGCUUGUAUUAGCAUACUGCCUCUCUGGCGGACACUGCCGGCACGGCGGCGCUUUCGUGAGCGCUUUGGCGUGGACCUUUGGCGGCCGAAGGGAACGUCCAAGGUCUAUGCCAUCUCAGACAUGCAUUUUGACCACAAGUGCAACGAGGAUUGGGCCCAUCGGAUCGAUGACUUCCAAUUUCAGGAGGAC